Molecule: messenger RNA, 1036 nt
Organism: Medicago truncatula (barrel medic)
Lineage: Eukaryota; Viridiplantae; Streptophyta; Magnoliopsida; Fabales; Fabaceae
Exons: 1
Coding region: 214-1017 (267 amino acids)
Molecular function (GO): polysaccharide binding
Source: RefSeq, a predicted model, not a curated record
UUCAAACCUUGAACUCAUAGUUUUACAGGUUUAAUGUCCGUUGGGAUUACCUUACACAAAACCAAAGUUUCAAUUUGUUCACCAACAUAAACAAACAUCUAUCAGAAUAAUCAAGGAAAGACUUUGAAAAAGUCUUCCAUCUUGUUAAAUGCUAUCUUCAACGGUAAUGCCUUGAACUAAUUUGAUUUUUUCUACUUCUCAGAAAACCAAAAAAUGUCAUUCUUUGCAACAUUGAACCUUGUGGUGGUGGUGCUGCUGCUUAUACUUCCAUACAACAACGUGCAUGGAGAUGAACAACAAGAGUCAUGCUCUAAAAGGUGUGGUGUCCAUAACAUAAGCCACCCUUUCCGAUUGAAAGACAGUCCCGAAAACUGUGGUGACAAUAGGUACAUCUUAUCAUGUGAGGACAACGACCAAUUGAUUUUGUACUAUGGUUCAUUUGGAAAAUACUAUGUACAAUCGAUUAAUUACAACAACUUUACCAUACGAUUAUUGGAUUUCAAUAAUCUUGGUCACUCUAAUUAUUCCCUCCAACCUCAUCCACUAGGCUUGUAUAAUUUCACUUCAACGACCAUCAAUCCAAGAGUCUUGCCAUAUACAGUGUUUGAUGAUUACAAUAUAGAUUUGUUCAACUCUAUGUUAUAUGUGACAUGUCCUAAACAUGUCCAAUAUUCUUCAGGUAUUUACUUUGAUGCUGCUUGUAUGAACAUUAGUAAUUCUUAUGAGCAGCAGAAAGGGAACUAUAUUGUGUUUGGGGACAGAUCUCUUUUGGAAUUUGGUCUAGGAGAUGGAUGUCGUAUAGAGUUGAUGUUUCUUACAUCUUGGCCUUUUGAACAUGGUGGCAACAACAUUUUUUGCACGGAUAUUCGUCGUAUGAUGUUUUAUGGAUUUGAACUUUCAUGGCUCAAUAGCCUUUGUAAACAUGGUUGGUAUUCAGAAAUCCUCGAUUACAAUAACCAACGUCGUGGUUGUGCACGUUUAGGUAAUUUUCUCCAAACGACUUCCUCAACAGGCUGAUUCUAGUUCAAGAGCGAUU